AACACUGACGGGAGACUAUCAAAGUAAAACAGGAAGCACACAGAGACGCAGACCAGAUUGGAAGAGAACACAGACAUAGCGGGCUGUGGAAAACAUGGAAUACAACACAAGGAGGAGAAACGAGGCAUGGGGACUGGCAGAGAUACAGAGGGGGCACACAGGGGGUAAAGUCACGAGGGGAAAUCAAAUAAGCAACAUCUUAACAGAACAACCUAGGGACCCUAAAACUGACAUCAAACAACAACAAGAGACACAAAAACCAGGUAGAAGUCCCGGGACCAUGACAUGCAGGUGGUUACAUAUGGUUAAAAUGAUUCAAAUGCAGAAAACAUCAGCAUAUGAACACAAAACUGAAGAGACACUGCAACCGUAUGAAAGCAGACCACUAUUUAGUGACAUUUCGACGUUUCCCUGAGGAUUAACUGCUCUGUAAUUUACCAAGAACUAAAUCAAAAUGAGUGGAAGUGGAGAUGGAUUUCAAACUAACCGUAACGGCCAACAGGUUAACCCACAAUCAAUUGCAAGUGGAGAUCAGGAACCUGCUCAUCAACCAGCUAACCGAAGAGCUAACCGGCGAGCUAACCGACGAGCUAACCGACCAGCUAACGAAGAUAUCGGUGGACUCCGGGGCUUCACGAACGAUCUUUAUCUUGCUCUUCGUGAUAUUUAUUUGUUUCUGGAUAGGCUAAUAGCUUCAGUACUGGAACAAUAUGACAAUUACCUUUACAAUGACACUGACACUGACACUGACGAUGACAAUGAAAAUGACAACAAUGUCAACGUUCAAAAUAUUAAUGUAAGGGAAUUUAAUGCCAAUGCUGACAACAACGAACAGCAUGAGGAUCAUAAUGCUGUGGUUGUUGUUGGCAUUGAAAAUGAGGAUUCGGAUGAGGCAUUUGAAGACUGUGUGGAUGUUGACCAGCACAUCCCAGAAGAGGACCCUCAGCCAGGUGUAUCCAGGAGGAGGUCUAGAGAGAUGGAUGAAGAAGAAGAUGUGGAACCAAACAAAAGAAUCAGAUGGAGCGAGGAGUUUUCUGAUGAUGACUCUGACUUCUUCUCUGCUUGUGACACUGAUAGCGAGAGCUGUCCUCGUGUAGGUAAUAUUGCCGAUGAGGACAUCAGUCAGCAGUCAACAGAAGAAGAACCGCAGCCUGGUGGAUCCACGAAAAGGUCCAGAGAGGAAGAUGUUGAUGAAGAAGAGCGUGAUAGCAAAAAAUCCAGGCUUGCACACUCUGAUUCGGGGACCAGCUCAGCUGUGUACGACCACUCUGAGAGCAGCAGUGAUGAACUUUUUGAAGAUGCACACGAAGAGCUUGGCAACCAUGAAGGUGGAGGCUCGAGGAAGUGUUCCCGAGAGGAUUUGAGGAAGAAGAGGAAUACUUGCCUGUAUGCAAAUUUCGGAGGUGUUCAACUGAGUCCAGCAGCAGCAGUGAUGAAGACUAACACCAUUUCGACGGGUUUCUUCAGUAUCCUUUUAGUAGGCUGAUGGCCUACUCAGGUGACCCUGAAUCCUCCAUGCUGCAAUAAGCUGGGCAUACACUGUGCUGCAAUUUUUUCAGUCGCGUUAUUCAGCUCCUGGUCAAACUGUACGAUUGACUCACAGGGAUGAGAAGUUUGUGCCUCCAUUGCUCGUGUCCAGAUCACACGCCGCACCGCCGUUCUGCUCCGUCUUUUCACACUCAUUUCUGCGUUUGCGCGUGCGCAGUGUAAGACGCUGCGGUGACGCCCUCAGCACGGCCGAAAGGAUUUCAAACAGGUUUGAUUUUCUUACGAGCAAACGAUUGAUGAUCGGGAGCUGGUCGAGAAGUGUUAAUCAACAACAACAAUCUUUAUUUAUAGAGCACAUUUAAAAACCAACGGUAUGCCAAAGUGCUUAACAUAAAACAGGAAAUAACACAAGUAUAAUCAGGGUCAUAAAAAUGUAAAAUUAUGUUCACAGGAAAAUGCCACCAAUACACAAUGGCGAUAUGACAUACACAGCACAAAUAAAAGCAUAAUAGGAAAAUUAAUAGAAUAAAUCUAUACAAACAAGGCCAGCAUUAACCGGUAGAAAAGGCAAGAUUAAACAAAUACGUUUUAAGCUGUGAUUUAAAAGAUUGGAUAGAAUCAGACGCCCGGAUGCCAAUCGGAAGGUUGUGCGCGUGCGCAGUGUAAGAUGCUGCGGUGACGCCCUCAGGACGGCCGACAGGAUUUCAAACAGGUUUGAUUUUCUUACGAGCAAACGAUUGAUGAUCGGGAGCUGGUCGAGAAGUGUUAAUCGCUUCUCGUUACCUCAUGUAGACGAUGCACGACACACGAUCCUCCAAACGGUCGCACGACUGAAAAAUCGGCUCAAAAUGGGCUAAAAAUCGCACAGUGUAUGCCCAGCAUUAGGCUGCCGGGGGAUUCCCAUGAUGCACUGGGUGUUUCUUCUUCACCCACUAUGUUUAAUAGACCUCUCUGCACUGAAUCGUACUUGUUAUUAACCUCUGUCUCUCUUCCACAGCAUCUCUUUAUCCUGUUUUCCUUGCCCCUCCCCAACCGGUCGCAGCAGAUGGCCGCCCCUCCCUGAGCCUGGUUCUGCUGGAGGUUUCUUCCUGUUAAAAGGGAGUUUUCCUUCCCACUGUCGCCAAAGUGCUUGCUCAUAGGGGGUCAUAUGAUUGUUGGGGUUUUCUUUGUAAGUAUACCGCUUACAACAUCAAGUGCCUUGAGGUGACUGUUGCUGUCAUUUGGUGCUCUAUAAAUAAAAUUGAAUUGAAAAUUGAA
This is a messenger RNA of Oreochromis niloticus (Nile tilapia), 2745 nucleotides long. RefSeq names its product fibrinogen-binding protein. The record is from RefSeq and is a predicted model, not a curated record. The coding region runs from base 455 to 1486 and encodes 343 amino acids. Lineage: Eukaryota; Metazoa; Chordata; Actinopteri; Cichliformes; Cichlidae. The transcript has 4 exons.